AUGGCACCUCAUGCAGACCGAGCUUCUGGCGAUGCCGAGGCCGACACUGCGCCUAGAAAUGGCAUCAAAUCUCAGAUCACCGAUUCUGAGCCGUCACGCUUGGAGUCGACUCUACCUCUAAGGAGCCAGUUGUCUGAGCUAUACGAGGACAACAUUGCGGCAAAGAUUAUUAAAACAGCGGUCAAUGGCCUGGUCAACAAUAAUCCCCCAGCAGCCUACCCGGAGUAUGUUCUCCAGAGUGGCCCAGAAGCAGGCGAAUACCACCUUAGGGAAGCCUCUUUCUGGACAUGCGGCUUCUUCCCAGGCAGCAUCUACUCUCUAGUAGAACGUCUCGUCAAGUACCCACAGACUGUGCCUGGUCAGCAAAAGCAACAACUCCUUCAGAAGCUUAUCUCGCUCGGUGAUGCGUGGGCUGAACCUAUUCACGCCAUGGCUCGUCGGACCGAUACUCAUGACAUGUCUUUCAUGAUCCAGCCAUCCAUGCGCGUGCGAUGGGAAGUUUUGCAUGACCAGCGCGCAUUGGACGCUAUUCUUACGGCAGCGCGGUCGCUUUAUACGCGUAAUAACAAGACCGUUAACGCUAUGCGAUCUUGGGAUGUUCUCGACCAAAAGGGCGUGGACAUCUCUAGCGCAACAGAGGAUUUCCUCGUCAUCAUUGAUUCAAUGUGCAACCUGGACCUCCUCUACUACGCGGCAGCGCAAACCGGGGAGACACACUUGGCAGACGCUGCGACAGCACAUGCCAAGACACUCAUCCGCUCGCAUCUCCGCCCAGAGAAGGAUCCUCGCGGAAACAAGAAGCUCUUUAGUCACUUUCACGUCAUCAACUUUGAUCCCCGGUCAGGAGACAUUAAGGACCGUCGCACCGGGCAAGGAUACGAGGCGAAUUCCACGUGGGCUCGUGGCCAGGCUUGGGGUAUCAUGGGAUAUGCUCAGACAUACCUUUGGACAACCGAUAUCGAAUUCUUGGAGACUUCGAUUGCCAUGGCUGAGUAUUUCAUCAUGCGCCUUGAGAUGUCACCAUCAGUGGUGGAGAUUUCAGUCCCUGGGGAGAAUCGCAAGAGAGGUCGCUAUGUCCCUCUCUGGGACUUUGAUGCGCCUAUUCUUGAUGAGAGCAACCCACUCCGAGACUCUUCAGCUGGUGUCAUUGCUGCAAAUGGCAUGCUCAUCCUUUCUCAAGCGCUGGCAGGCCUACGUCGCUUCGAGGAAAGCAAGCGAUUCCAGGACAUGGCCAUCACCAUCAUCAAAGAUACGCUCGACUUUUCGCUCUCUCAGCAAAAGACAAAAACUGUCUAUGCCGAUGGGGCCGUUUCAACUGAAGAGGUUGAGGCAGGAAGUCGCUUUGACGCCAUUCUUCGAAACGCAACGGCCAACUACAACGCCAAGGAUCAUAAGCGUUACUGGGAUCACGGACUUGUGUAUGGGGACUAUUAUAUAAUUGAGUUUGGAAACAGGUUAUUGAGGAUGGGAUUGCUUUAG
Messenger RNA from Fusarium keratoplasticum, 1479 nucleotides. RefSeq lists its product as uncharacterized. Lineage: Eukaryota; Fungi; Ascomycota; Sordariomycetes; Hypocreales; Nectriaceae. The transcript is spliced from 2 exons. Bases 1 to 1479 code for a protein of 492 amino acids. The record is from RefSeq and is a predicted model, not a curated record. Gene Ontology annotation, molecular function: chondroitin hydrolase activity. Gene Ontology annotation, biological process: polysaccharide catabolic process.